Molecule: messenger RNA, 1181 nt
Organism: Chanos chanos (milkfish)
Lineage: Eukaryota; Metazoa; Chordata; Actinopteri; Gonorynchiformes; Chanidae
Exons: 9
Coding region: 69-1181 (370 amino acids)
Source: RefSeq, a predicted model, not a curated record
GAGAGUGCAUGUCUGCCGAAUGAUUGGAACUAUGAAGAGCGACCAAAACACCACUGUUGUAAUACGAGAUGCGAAUAAUGAACCGAUUUGCUGAUGAGGGGUACAGAAACUGGCUAAAAGGUAAUGAAGGCCUGCGUGAACUGAGAGCUCGCCUUUCCUCUUUCUUGGAAAACGAAACCCGAAAUUUUCACGAGUGUCUCAGUGUUAAAAUAAACACCGUUCUACACGGGAAAACUUGUAAAGCGAACUGCGAUAUCAAGAGCUGGAUUCCAAAACCCAAGAAGCUUCCUGCUCUGUGUAAGGUGUGUGUUCCCUGGAGGGAUGAGAUUCUGGACAAUCACAGUGCGAAGGGAGGGCCAAUCCACUGGAACAACAGUGUUCCACGUCUUUGGCCCACUGAGAAGUGGGAGGUAGCCAAGGUGUACAUGCCACGGGGACACAGGAGUCAUAAUUCUUUUAAAGACUUUGACAUUGCUGCUCUCCUCAACUUAAUGAUCUGCUGUAACCACUUUCGGACGUUCAUUGAGGCCCAAUAUAUUCUAAAGGUAAUGGAGGUGAGGAACUCUGUGAUGCAUUCACCUGAUAAUAGUAUCAGCAAAGAGGAUUUGGAGGAACAUCUGAGGAAGAUCAGAAACCUGGGCCAGGCCUUAGAACCAUAUGUCCCAGAACUUAGCACACUCUCAGAAGCUAUUGACGAGUUCAGUGAGAUUACGGACAUGCAGCCUCGAACGAGUUUUGCUAUUCUUCAAUCUGCAAGAGUGGACAGUAGACAGCGGCCACGCACAGAUGGAGAGAUAAUAAGAGAUGCUGAAAAAUGGGCUCUGACUGAGAAGAUUGAGUCCAUAAUUCAACGUUUUGAGGAUGGGCAGAGGGCGGGGUUAAAAGAGGAGAUCCUGGCCUUAGACAAGUUCCUCCUCACGUCACAUGAUCUCAUUCGGCAUGUCCGCCCACAGCUGAAGAAACUGUCAGACAUUGCAGCACACUUCGAAAAUCUUUAUGUUGAGUCUGUCACACGACACAGACAAACUUACGAUGAGCUUUUGGAAGAAGCUGAAACAAGCGGUCUGCUAGAAAAGAUCUCUUCUGUAUGCCAGCGCUUUGAGGCCGGGCAAUGGACAGGUCUAAAAAAGGAGAUAAAAGAUAUUUUAUGGAUGCCCAUGGAACUUGCUCUUUUCCUAUGA